Messenger RNA from Panicum hallii, 1036 nucleotides. Its product is annotated as protein TIFY 3-like. Gene Ontology annotation, biological process: regulation of jasmonic acid mediated signaling pathway; regulation of defense response; response to wounding. NCBI's taxonomy places the organism in Eukaryota, Viridiplantae, Streptophyta, Magnoliopsida, Poales, Poaceae. The transcript is spliced from 5 exons. Gene Ontology annotation, cellular component: nucleus. The record is from RefSeq and is a predicted model, not a curated record. Bases 117 to 731 code for a protein of 204 amino acids.
GCCCAUUUUUAUUUCCAGAUCCUCCCAAGUCUUCCAAGUCUCUUCCAAGUCCCAACCCCCAAGCGGCGGGGAGAGAGAGAGAGAGAGAGAGAGAGAGGGCUUGCGAGUUGGUUGAGAUGGAUCUGUUGGAGAGGAACAUUAAGAAGGGGGAGGAGGUGGAGGAGGCGCGCAAGGAAGAGGAGAGGAAGGAGGAGGAGAAGACCCAGGAGUCGCAGCAAGACCAAGCCCUCAGCCUCUCGCUCGCUAACGGCAGCGCCAGGUCUGGAAUGUUGCCGAUGUCGACCCCUUCAGCUAAUCCUGCACAGCUUACAAUUUUCUAUGGUGGAUCAGUAUGCGUGUAUGACUCAGUGCCACCAGAAAAGGCUCAAGCAAUCAUGCUUAUUGCUGCAGCGGCCGCAGCAGCCACCAAAAGCAGUGCUGCCACUGCUGUUAAGCCUCCAAUGAUGCCUGCAGCCACUGUUGCCCCAGCAGCAGUCUCUCCUGUGCUCAUACGGUCUCCGUCGCUGCAGAGCACUUCUGUAGCAACUGGGCAACCACAGGCUGUUGCUGACCCUAGUUCAAUAUGCAAGCUUCAGGCUGAUCUUCCCAUUGCCAGGAGGCACUCUCUUCAGCGCUUCCUCGAGAAACGUCGUGACAGGAUUGUGAGCAAGGCUCCAUACAGUCCCGCCAAGUCAUCUGAGGGCAUGGAAUCACCUGCGAUGGAGGUGACCGCCGAGGGCAAGGUGCAGUAACUUAAAAGAUAGGGAGCCAUGACGCUCGAAACGGUGAAGGCUGACGUUGUGGAAAGGCAGGGCAGGGAUGUGUUGGUGGCUUAUGUCGAAGCUCAGAACCGUACUAAUAAUUGGAUCGGAAGCUCUAUUUUCGCUGUUCUGUUGUCAUUGUGCUAGGUUGUUCUAUUCUACCGUGAAUUCGUUUACCUGCAUACUGAACUGCUAUGCUAUGGUACGUCGUGGUACAUCAUGCCGGUCGUAUGUCUGACCCUAUGUAUGUUACAAUGAUCGUCUAGUAAUGAAAUACCAUCUAUAUUAUCCUCCUA